AUGCGUGAGUGUAUUUCUAUCCACGUUGGUCAGGCUGGUGUCCAAAUCGGUAACGCCUGCUGGGAACUUUACUGUCUUGAGCACGGUAUUCAACCUGAUGGACAAAUGCCUACAGACAAAUCUGUUGGAGUCUGUGACGAUUCCUUCAACACUUUCUUCUCUGAAACAGGCGCUGGUAAACAUGUUCCUCGUACUGUUUUCGUUGAUUUAGAACCAACUGUAGUCGAUGAAGUUCGUACCGGUACCUACCGUCAAUUAUUCCAUCCCGAACAAUUAAUCACUGGCAAAGAAGAUGCCGCCAACAAUUAUGCACGUGGUCAUUAUACUAUUGGUAAAGAAAUUGUUGAUCUUGUCCUUGAUCGUAUUAGAAAACUCGCGGACAAUUGUACUGGUCUCCAAGGUUUCUUGGUAUUCCAUUCAUUCGGGGGUGGUACUGGUUCAGGUUUUGGUGCUUUGCUCUUAGAACGUCUCUCUGUUGAUUAUGGAAAGAAAUCCAAAUUAGAAUUCUCUGUCUACCCCGCACCACAAGUUUCAACUGCAGUUGUUGAGCCUUAUAACUCUAUCUUAACUACUCAUACUACUUUGGAACAUUCUGAUUGUGCCUUCAUGGUUGACAAUGAGGCCAUCUAUGACAUUUGCCGUCGUAAUCUUGACAUCGAGCGCCCCACUUAUACCAAUUUGAACAGAUUGAUUGCUCAAGUAGUAUCUUCUAUUACUGCAUCCCUCCGUUUUGACGGGUCUCUCAACGUGGAUUUAACUGAAUUCCAAACAAAUCUGGUCCCAUAUCCUCGAAUCCAUUUCCCAUUGGUCACCUAUGCACCUGUAAUUUCAGCCGAAAAAGCUUAUCAUGAACAACUAACCGUGGCCGAGAUCACUUAUUCUUGUUUUGAACCAAACAACCAAAUGGUUAAAUGUGAUCCUCGACAUGGUAAAUAUAUGGCAUGUUGUUUGUUAUACCGUGGUGACGUCGUGCCUAAGGAUGUUAAUGCUGCUAUCGCCACGAUCAAGACCAAGCGUACUAUCCAAUUUGUUGAUUGGUGUCCUACUGGUUUUAAAGUUGGUAUUAAUUAUCAACCCCCAACUGUGGUUCCUGGUGGUGAUCUCGCAAAAGUUCAACGCGCUGUUUGCAUGUUAUCCAAUACAACGGCCAUUGCUGAAGCCUGGGCUCGUCUUGACCACAAAUUUGAUUUAAUGUAUGCCAAACGUGCUUUCGUUCAUUGGUACGUCGGUGAAGGUAUGGAAGAAGGUGAAUUCUCUGAAGCACGUGAAGAUUUGGCCGCAUUGGAGAAAGAUUACGAGGAAGUGGGCACCGAUUCUCUUGAAAAUGAGGAAGAGGAAGCCGAAGAAUAUUAA
Molecule: messenger RNA, 1353 nt
Organism: Diversispora eburnea
Lineage: Eukaryota; Fungi; Glomeromycota; Glomeromycetes; Diversisporales; Diversisporaceae
Source: the annotation of a GenBank genome assembly